This is a messenger RNA of Opisthorchis viverrini, 2277 nucleotides long. RefSeq lists its product as hypothetical. The record is from RefSeq and is a predicted model, not a curated record. Gene Ontology annotation, molecular function: protein binding. Gene Ontology annotation, biological process: cell division. The transcript has 17 exons. Bases 1 to 2277 code for a protein of 758 amino acids. Lineage: Eukaryota; Metazoa; Platyhelminthes; Trematoda; Opisthorchiida; Opisthorchiidae.
AUGUGGGGUGAAGUCCUCCGUCGGGGCUUAUCGGGUCUGUUUGCUUGCAUUUGGGAGGAGUCUGUCCCAGUCAACUGGGGAGAGUCGGUGAUAUUGCUCAUUUUCAAAAAAGCCUCCUAUACCUUUCAUCCUCCACAUUGUACGAUGGAUGAUGUACUCAACGCCCUGAGGAGCAGGGUGACAUCCAGUAUUGAACUGCAACAGUAUGCGACAGCAUGUUUUUGGGCGGACAAACUAUGCUGUCUUGGAAAAAAUAAUCCAAAAGAUGUUCUUCUAUUUGCUCAAGCUCUGUACUAUGGUAAACAGUACCACCGGGCAAUUUCUCUACUGACCAGUCGAAAAAAUAUGAUGCAAUGGUUGAUCACCCGCUACCUUAUCGCGCAAUGUCAUUAUGCUUGUGCUGAAUUUGAGGAGGCGCUCAAUAUUCUCGAGGACUCUGACAAAUGUUCAGUUCAUUUACUUAACUCCAGCGCGACAGCUCUGGUUACCGGUGUACCCACAAAACGCCACACCCCCAACAUUGCCUCGUACAAAGCGGGAAAACCAACUCGAACGAGAAGUAGUUAUUCGGAUUCUUCUUCAACUGAAGAAGAACUCCUCGGUGGGUUCACAUAUAAAACGAGUAGUAUAGCGCUACUGAAGGGGAAAAUCCACGAGAGUUUCGAAAACCGUACUUUGGCCAUUCAGCAUUAUCGCGAAGCCCUUGUACUUGAUGUCACUUGUUAUGAAGCAUUUGAGAAAUUAUUCCAUUUCCAAGCCGUUGAACCAUUAGAAGAGGCUUGCUUGUUUGCUGAUCUAGAUUUUGUCGGCCAGCUUGAUCCAAAGAUGGCCAAAUUGGUGGAGUUUUUGUACGAGGAUAAGGUUAACCAGCAUUCAAACAUGCUGAGUACCGUGCCAGAAGAAUUUGAAGAACUGAAGGAAAACGUCGAUGUGGUGAUAAACUGGGCUGGGCGCAUGCUCAAUCUUUGUCAGUUCCAGCAGUGUUAUGAACUCACAUCCAAAGUGAUACGUAUCGAUCCGUACAACUUGUCCUGUUUACCCAUUCAUAUUUCUGUCCUAAAAGAACUGGACAAACCGAAUGAGCUCUAUCGGGUUGCGUACAAAUUGAUGAACGUCUACCCUUCGAACGCAAUUUCCUGGUUUGCCGUAGGCUGUUACUAUCUUUGUACGCAGCGAAACGAACUUGCUCGACGGCAUCUUUUAAAAGCAUCACAAUUGGACAAGCGCUUUGGACCAACCUGGCUUGCUUUGGGACAUGCGUUCGCGGCAGACGGGGAGCAUGAUCAAGCCAUUGCAUCUUAUUGCACUGCUGCACAAGUUAUUCAAGGGUCACACAUCCCAAUCAUGUAUAUUGGAAUUGAGUAUAGCGCAAGCAAUAACCGAAACCUUGCAGAGCGGUUUGUGCGGCAGGCCUAUCGAUUGAACUCCAGCGACCCGUUUAUCCAUCACGAGCUGGGUACACUGGCAUUCCAAGCUCAAAACUAUUCCGAAGCUAUUCAUCACUUUUGUCGGGCCUAUGAUCGCGCAUGUGAACUUGCUGGUCAAGUCCCGUCCUCCUACUGGGAACCUUUGGUCAACAAUAUGGCGCACACAUAUCGAAAGCUAGGCGUCUAUGAUCGUGCGAUGGGUAUGCAUCAGAUAGCGCUUCGUCUGGUUCCUGACUCUCCGACAACACUGGCUGGAAUCGCAUUGGUCUACGCCAUGACCGGUCAAAUGACCGAGGCUGUGGACUAUUUGCAUCGAUCGUUGCGCGUUCAACCUGCGGGAACCGGUCCAAGCGUGUUUGCCGCGACAAUGUUGAGCUGGUGUAUUGACUUGCUGACGAGCAAGUCUGGUAAUGGUAAACACAACCCCAAACCCGGUAAAGAUAUACCAGACUCGCCUCCACAGAAGCAUCUUCCUCCGGCCGGGGCUGGAAGUGUUCCGGGGUCGGAGAAGAUUCGUUUCAAAAAGCGGUCACCUGAUGUUUCCGCCACUUCCAAAUCCUCCGCGAACGCACUCCGGCUUGAUGUGAUUUAUCACUCGGUUCCGACCGAGACACCUAGUCGUUCGCUUGACACCAGUGAUGAGGACUUCAAACGUUCAGCUGCCGCACCCUUUCGGUGCUCAACUGCCAUGCCACCUGAAGGUCGCACGAAGGCUGGGAUACUGCCAGGUUGCCCAAGCCUAGACAGAAGUCGAGGGGUAAAGGUCGGGUUCGAACCACGGACCUUCCGGUCAGCGAAUUCGCGCUCCAACCACUUGAACCAUUUUGCCCAUUCUAAGUUCAAACGAUAA